This is a messenger RNA of Leptosomus discolor (cuckoo roller), 2203 nucleotides long. RefSeq names its product angiopoietin 2 (gene ANGPT2). The record is from RefSeq and is a predicted model, not a curated record. Gene Ontology annotation, biological process: blood coagulation. Lineage: Eukaryota; Metazoa; Chordata; Aves; Leptosomiformes; Leptosomidae.
GCUGCAGCGUUUUCUUAGCCUCGGGAUACAACUCCUUUAGUAAGAGCAUGGAGACGGUGGGCAAGAAGCAGUACCAGGUCCAGCACGGGUCCUGCAGCUACACCUUCCUCUUGCCCGAGGCGGACAACUGCCGGUCCUCGGCUCCCUACGUGCCCAACGCCGUGCAGAGGGAUGCGCCUCUGGACUAUGACGAUUCCGUUCAAAGACUGCAACUGCUUGAAAGCAUCAUGGAAAACAACACUCAGUGGCUGAUGAAGCUUGAGAAUUACAUCCAAGACAGUAUGAAGAAAGAAAUGGUAGAGAUCCAGCAAACUGCAGUGCAGAACCAGACUGCAGUAAUGAUUGAAAUAGGCACAAACUUACUAAACCAAACAGCUGAACAGACCCGCAAAUUAACAGAUGUUGAAGCACAAGUAUUAAACCAGACAACCAGACUUGAACUUCAGCUUUUGGAACACUCUCUUUCAACAAACAAACUAGAAAGACAGAUUUCAGAUCAGACCAACGAGAUAACUAAAUUGCAAGAAAAAAACAGCUUUCUAGAAAAAAGAGUUCUUGAAAUGGAAGACAAGCACACACUUCAGCUGAAGUCAAUAAAAGAUGAAAAAGAUCAGCUUCAAGUCCUAGUAGCCAGACAGAAUUCAAUUAUAGAAGAACUAGAAAAACAGUUAGUUACAGCUACAGUAAACAACUCAGUUCUGCAGAAACAGCAACAUGAUCUGAUGGAGACUGUUCAUAACUUGCUUACUAUGAUAUCUACACCAAACUCUAAGAACAACUUCAUAGCUAAAGAGGAGCAAAUCAGCUUCAAAGACUGUGCUGAAGCUUUCAAAUCUGGUCUGACAACAAGUGGAAUCUACACUUUAACAGUUCCGAACACUGUACAAGAAAAGAAGGCCUACUGUGACAUGGAGACUGGUGGAGGAGGUUGGACAAUUAUUCAGAGACGUGAGGAUGGCAGUGUGGACUUUCACCGGACAUGGAAAGAGUACAAGAUGGGAUUUGGUGAUCCUGCUGGGGAGUACUGGCUGGGAAAUGAGUUUGUUUCUCAACUGACUAAUCAGAAGCGUUAUGUUCUCAAAAUACACCUAAAGGACUGGGAAGGAAAUGAGGCAUAUUCAUUGUAUGACCACUUCUCUCUAGCAAACGAAGAACUAAAAUACAGGAUUUACCUUAAAGGACUUACUGGGACAGCGGGCAAAAUAAGUAGUAUAAGCCAACCAGGAAAUGAUUUUAGCACAAAGGAUGCAGACAAUGACAAAUGUAUUUGCAAAUGUUCACAAAUGCUAACAGGAGGAUGGUGGUUUGAUGCAUGCGGUCCUUCUAACCUCAAUGGAAUGUAUUAUCCGUUACGGCAGAACAACAACAAGUUCAAUGGUAUCAAGUGGUACUACUGGAAAGGCUCGGGAUACUCUCUCAAAGCCACGACUAUGAUGAUUCGACCAGCAGAUUUCUAAAUGCUUUUUGCAUUAUGUGAAUUAUGUAUUGUAUAGUCUUCAAAGACUUGUCUUGCUGAGCAUAUAAACACACAUCUGCAACUUGUCUCAUUUUCAAGCCCAGAAAACAGGCACUAGUGUUCUGAAGGGAUGAGUUCAGUACAAUUCCUGAAUUGCAAUAGCCUUGAUCAGCUAAAGCUCCUGUUACUCAACCAGACACAAGGUCUAAGGCAUCAACCUGAUAUAACAGUGAUUCGACCAAAUGACUGAAUAAAAAGAACAUCCAAGAAACAUCCAAGUCAGACAACUUAAGGACUGUGUUUUACUGAUCAUUUAUGUUAUGUAUGUGUUAGUAAAUAACUGGAACUGUGAAAAAUACCUAAAAUAGUUUUAGAAAUAUGCAUUUUGCCUCAUCACUGAACUUUAAAUAUUACUCUAAUAUAAAACACUUAACUAGAUCUAGAACUAUUUAUCUCUCUGUCAUGUUUGCCUUUUAUGUACAUAAAAAAUACUGUCCUGUAAUUAGCUCAAUACUGUAGUUAAAGAAUACAUUCUUUCCCCCCAUAGUCUCCUAAACAACUUCUCACACUUAUUCAGGGAUUUUUUUCCAAUAGCCUGUCUUAUUUUAUUUAACAGAGGACAAAUAGCAUUUAAGUAGUUUGCAUUUAUUCUUGGGAAAUACCGUGUACAAAAAUCACCAUUUCUUUCAGUGUGUACCUGUUACAGUCACUAUCUUUAAGUUACAAAAAUCCCUGCAAUUUACAAUA